Molecule: messenger RNA, 2203 nt
Organism: Felis catus (domestic cat)
Lineage: Eukaryota; Metazoa; Chordata; Mammalia; Carnivora; Felidae
Exons: 4
Coding region: 1-969 (322 amino acids)
Source: RefSeq, a predicted model, not a curated record
AUGGUGGUGACCAAGAUGAGGGUGGCGUGCGGGUCUGGCCUGGAGAUCGUACCACCCGAGGAAUUCUCAAAAGUUGAAGAGAGGGCUCUGCCUUCUUCCCCCUGGUCCUGCACCUGCCCCUGCUAUGACAUCACUAACGUCUACUCCUGGUCUCCUGAGCAGCCCGCAUCUGCUUGUCUGACCAGCCUCAGCCACCGAGGGGUUGAGGGCCCCAGUUCCUGCCACCUACUGUCAUCUGCUCGUGUGCAUGGAGGGGAGAGGCCCAGCAGCCCCUCACUCUGGGCUUCACUAGAACUGGGGCAGAGGCAGAAGUGGGGCACCUCCUGCUGGCCCCCCACUUCUUCCCCUGGGCCCAGGCAUGGAGGUGCCUCUCAGGAUGGAGACCACACUGUGGGAGCUGGCAGUGCAGGAACAGCCAGAUCUCAGGUCCUGGUUCUACUCCUGGGUGUACCCAGAACCUCCACAUCUCUCUCCUCACAGAUCCAGGACCUGCCGGGUUGUGUUGGAAGCUUCCACCAUGAGAUUUCGAAGGUUCUACUGCUUCUGUAUGAAAAGAGAGCCCAAGAAGGGACAGGCGAGCAGGCACUGGCCUGUGAGAUCCUCAUUCUCCUGCCUCAGCUAAGAAACGCUCCACCCACCAAUCCCUCUCCCUCCUCCUGUGUCCCCUUCCUUCUCUACCUUUCCUGGGAGGAUGCUGCAAGUGUCGGGCCUGGCCCCCAGGCAGGCUCUCAGCAGCUGGGAACUCCCAUUGUGUAUGACAAAAACUUUGAGUGCCCACCGAGGGGAUUCCCGGCAGGAGGGAUCAGCCCCGCCUCUGGCAAGUGGAAUCUGGGCUGGGGGCCCACAGCAUCCAUGCCCCACCCCACCUGCCCAGCCAGGUCUGGCGGUGGCCCACUGGGCAGCUCCAUCCUGGGAAGAAGGUGGCUGUGCUCUCCUGAUCCACAAAGGCGUGUAGCCCUUUGGAGGUGAUUGAGGAUGGCGAUGACUAAUUGUGUCAGCAGUUGGUCUCAACUCGAGCCUUGUCCCGAUUAAAAUGGAAAUGCUUCCUGUGAUUUGCGGGCAGGAGCUGGAGUGGAGGGAGUGGGGACGUUUACGCAGAUUUGCAGGGAUCCUGCCCGAAAUGGAUCCGCGGAGUAAAAGCGAUUUAUCUCGGCGAGUCAGGGCCUGCAGCGUGAUUUAAUUAAGGCCAGAUCAGCCAUAGUCUUUGGCUCUCCCGUGCCCGGCAUCGCUGGGUGGCGGUGCUGAGCGGGCCCUCCUUCCCUCUCCUCCAGGACCAGGGAGGUCAGAACACACUCCUGGACUGUGAGGUUGCUCCCUCAGCUUGCCAGGCCCAUGUUUAGGACCUUGUGCCUGGACCGUAUCCCAGGCGCAGUGGGGAAGAGCAGGAUGCCUACAGUGUGGCCCUGGGGAGGGUCAAACACAUACAGUCACCUCUCUAGGGCUUCCCACAUGGGCACUCAUCACGCCUCACAGCACAGCCAGGUCAGCAGCUGCACGGAGGGUUUGUGAAGUCACACGGCCAGUAAAUGACAGAGUUGGGACCCACACCCCAGUCAGUGUGACCUGCGACACCGUGAUCCAGGGCUGAGGACGCAAGACUCAGAGUGUAGUCACCUUCUCAGGAAUGCCUGGGUGAGGACUGAGGGAGAAGAAUAUUCUUUGGGCCUCAGGUGGGCCUGGCUGUGGAUGCUUCGUCUCUGAGAUAGGUCCUAACUGGUAAUGAUGAUUGUUAGUAAUGGCAUCCGCCAGUUGCCGUCCCACUCCUGGCAGAUGCACACACAAAGACACGAAGGAGAGGAAAGGACACACCAAAGCCCGGGAGAGACGAAGGCAGGGCACAGUCGAUGGAGCCGGUCAGGAGACCCGCGUGGGUCAGCAGGCAUCUGCUCCGUGAACUGUAGUCCCGCCCGUGACAAAGGUAGUGGUCUCGCGUGGCCCUCCAGCCAUCCCGCCUCUCAGAGCGCAGCGCAGGACCAAGCAGAGCCUGGAGCAUCCCCACGCCUGCCAGGGGGGCUGCUGCCACCCCUCCUUCUCAGCGAAGGAGAGGGGAGAGGCCGGCACCCCUGGGCCUUGCCCGCCUUUGGUGUGCAGACCCAGCCACUCUGGGGCGCCGGGGGGCCAGAGGCAGAGGGCAUAAGCUCUGUGCAAACAUCCUGCCUUCUCCCCAGGAUAUUGUCUUUAAUAAAAGACCAUGGAAAUGUCA